AUUUUACUACAGACUCAGAGUUGGGGUUUUAUUGACCUGCAUAUUUUACGAGCACUGUGUGUCUUAUAACAAACUAGAUUUCCCUCCAGAAAUUCACAGUGAUGUCUGUGGCCCAGUUUUAACAAGCAUGCAGAAUUCCAAGAGUACUCGGGUGGAGUUUGACCUGCCAGAAUAUUCUGUCCGUCGAAGAUACCAGGAUUUUGACUGGUUGAGGAACAAACUGGAAGAAUCCCAGCCCACUCAUCUCAUUCCCCCACUUCCUGAGAAGUUUGUGGUGAAAGGUGUUGUAGAUCGAUUUUCAGAAGAGUUUGUGGAGACCAGAAGAAAAGCUUUGGAUAAAUUCCUGAAAAGAAUUACAGAUCAUCCUGUACUCUCCUUCAAUGAACACUUUAAUGUUUUCCUUACUGCCAAGGACCUGAACGCCCACAAGAAGCAAGGGAUGGCACUGCUGACUCGGGUGGGCGAGUCGGUCAAGCAUGUCGCUGGCGGCUACAAGCUGAGAAGUCGGCCUCUUGAAUUCGCAGCCAUCGGCGAGUACUUAGACACGUUUGCACUCAAGCUGGGAACCAUCGACCGAAUAGCCCAGCGGAUCAUCAAGGAAGAAAUAGAGUACCUUGUGGAGCUGCGGGAAUACGGGCCCGUGUACUCCACGUGGAGCGCGCUAGAGGGGGAGCUGGCGGAGCCCCUGGAGGGGGUGUCAGCCUGCAUCGGCAGCUGCUCUGCCGCCUUGGAGGAGCUGACCGACGACACGACAGAAGACUUUCUACCUGUGCUCAGGGAGUACAUUUUAUACUCUGACUCCAUGAAGAGCGUGCUGAAGAAGAGGGACCAUGUACAGGCCGAGUACGAAGCCAAGCUGGAAGCCGUGGCUCUGAGGAAGGAAGAGCGGCCCAAGGUCCCAGCAGAUGUGGAGAAAUGUCAGGAUCGGAUGGAGUGUUUCAACGCUGAUCUGAAAGCCGACAUGGAGAGGUGGCAGAACAACAAGAGACAGGACUUUCGGCAGCUGCUCAUGGGAAUGGCUGACAAGAACAUCCAGUAUUACGAGAAGUGCCUCAUGGCGUGGGAGUCGAUCAUCCCACUACUGCAGGAGAAGCAAGAGGCCAAGUAAGCCCCUUCUCGGGACCGAGACUCUCCUACCUACGCAGGGCCUGGCACCCACCCCGGAAUGUCCCUGCAGUGCCGGACACGCAGCACCAAGAAGACAACCACAGCAGCAUCUCUCCUCGGUGUAUCCCCCCCCCCACUUGGUCCGACAGUUGUUUCCCAUGAGUAUUUAUUCCUUGGUGGAGUCCAUAAAGGGCUGUCAUCAUCUCUCGGUGGAAGAAGCGUGCCUCCGUGGUGUGAAGGAACCUGCUCGGUGGGACACUCCGAAGAUUUGAAACUGAGGCACACGUCAGCCCUCAGCUGACAUUCUGACAUCUCAUUACAGUCCCCUCUCUGGGGCCAGCAGAGUUGCCUGCUGAGGAAGACAACCGGGUCCUGCUUCGCCAGGCCAUGAGGACGCCAUGAACAGGAGGCAGCUCUUGCUUUCUGUGGAUGCCCGGCCACCCUGACAUUGGCCUCCAUGGGCCUUGACUCGUCUCGGCCUGGAAGGUGGUGUCGGCGCCUCCAGGGGAAGUCCUUAAUGUACAUACAGUGGCCUAUGUGGCUCUGAGUGUGGCCUGCUGCCUGCCCGUCAUGAGUGACACCUAUGUUAGGGUUUCUGGUUCAUGUAGGACCGUUUAAAUUGGUGGCUUGGUGCAUCCACGCUCGAGCCAGCCAGCCAGCGUCCUUGUCCUCAUGCCGAUGCCUUGGGGAGUGGAGGGAGCCGUGUUCCCCAGACUCGUUUUCUGACACUAAAAUGUAGUAGAUUGGGAGCUGUUUUGUGUAAAAUGAAAAAAAAGGGUGCAUUUUUCUCUGUGACGUUCUUCACCGUUCUUUUGCUUGUUAAAUGUCAUCAGGGUAGAGAGACCGGCCUGAUAGGGGUCAUCUGUUGUCUUGAAAUUGGAGUAACUGAGUUGUUGAGAGUUGCUGAGGUCAGCAGGCGUAUACCAAGCCCGCCUCCCAUGUCCGCUUUGUGCAGUUUGCCUUUACCUCACCAAAAAUUGCUAGUUUUAAUGUUUCCUCCUGUGUCCACUGAACGUUUGGGCAACCUUUGGGGGAGAGGCUGGCGUGUUCUUAGGAUAUAGUCACGGUUUGUAAACCAUAGUGUGAAUGAACGCUCUACAUGAAGUGCUUUACCUUUACUGUUUCCUAGUCAGAAAGAAGAGCCUGCAUCCUGAUGGGCCUCGAAGACGACAUGUGUGACGGCAAAUUCUUUGCUUCUAGUUAAGCUCACAUCUCCUCCUGGCUCCAUUUGAAGCCUUCAUUUCAGACUCUUGCAGGUUUCCUUUUCAAAUGUGUCAACACAAAAUAGACAAAAAGGAUCUCUUCCUCCAGCUUAUUAUCUUUCCCCUCUUGAAGUGAAACUACCUAUGUCGUGUUUGUGUUCUUUUGUCUGUGGCUCAUCUCCAUAAAAUUACAAAUCUGAGCCUCAAAUAAGCGGUAGUAUUAUUUUUGUUUGUUUGGUUGUUUUUAAUGAAAUAGCUGUGCUGAGACACUGCUGUGUUUUCAAGUGAACCUGCAAAUACUGGUCAGCAUGCAACCUCCUGAGGUCACUGCAGCUUCCAGCUGCAGAACUGAUCUUGGGGCAGCCACGGCUGUGAUGCUGGUGGGGCAGCCAUCGGGCAGCCCAGAAGAGCUUGGUUCUGUUUUCAUCAUGUCUGAAAAAGUCAUGGUUGAAGUGAUAAUAUGUAUGUCAGUUGGUACUUUCUUGCGCUGUUAGACCCCAUUUGUGCCAUUCUAAAAUCCUCUGAUAUGAAUCUUCCUUUUGGUAAAAUUAGAGAUGAUUCAGUGGAGAAAAAGGGUAAGAACAGUUCAUUGAUCCCGAGGGGUGAUUCAGUGUUUCAUUCUACCUCUAAACCAUCCUAUUGGUGUGGCUGUGGUUGCCUGGGUCCAGCCUGACAGCUUACUGGUAGAAUCAGGGCAUGUAUCUGAUAGUGGGUUGAUGACCUUCUAUGGAUAUUUGGCAGAAGACACUAGACUGUCCCAGAGGUGAACACUCAUCUUGGCAAAUGUGCGAAGUCUUGCCUGAUGGAACGUAUGCUUUAAAAAUGUCCAGCAUGACGAAUGCUUGGGAAGAACGGUGGGAGGAAUUACAGGAAGACUAGACUCUAGUCUGCUGCUACUGGCCAGAGCCCACGGACAUUCCUGUGGGAGGUCAGUUGGGCAAGAAGGUAGCCCUUCAGAAGAAACCCAUCAGGUUCCUUGCUGGGACGUAUGGAGAUGGGUGGGGCGCACAGUCAUCCUCUUACAUGACUGGAGGCAGAAGAAUAGUUCUGAAGCAUUAUGGGCACCUUUGGCUUUUGUCUUUCUCUGUUUGGUCCCUCAGUGAAGUGCCUGCACUUUAAGCCUCCAAGGAGAGCUGGAAUGAGGCAAACCAACCUCCAGCGUGCCACUGUUAGCAGAGCUUGGAGGACCAGGGUACCUUGCAGCCUUCCUUGGAGGAGUGGUCAUUCCAGAAAAUGAACCUUUGUCCCUUACUUCUGGCUGGCAUCUGAUGAGGUGAGGGGGCUGGCCCAGAAGGUGAGGGAUAGUAGGCAGUGGUGGAGACUCUCCAGCCCUUCGCAUCCCCACGGGCCCCACCACUGAAGGUCCGCAGCCCCAAGCAUUCACCUCUUUAUCUCCAUCAUCACAAAGAUGAUUCCCCAUGAGAAGCGUAACCCAGAGACCUCUGUGCCAAAGACUGCCUCCUAGAGGGUUCGUCACCCUAUCCUUCAUGGCUCCACAAAGUCAUGAAUCACUAACUCCUGUCUUGUGUUUAUUUUCCGGGAGAUGUUUGCUUGAGGAUGUGUCUUAACCUUGGACACAUGUGGACAGGUUGAAACUUGAGUACAUAGCAGUGGAGUGGAAAGUCAUCCCUGUUGACUGUCCCUGGGCUGGGGAAGUGGAAGGUUCCAUUCACCUGGGUUAGAAGUCCAGGCUAGAGCAGAAGAGAGGACUCGUAGAAACUGAGCAAUCUUAGAGAUGCAGGUGAGGUUGAAUAGAGCAGUGGUGAUUUAUAGCAUUUUCAGGACACUGCUCUUCCUUACCCUGUGCUGGAUUGCCAAGAAGGCUCUCAGCUACUGUGCUUAAAGCAAGGAACCUCUGCUCCUGCUCAGGCCAGGUUCAGGGUUGGGUUUUAUCCUUUAUUAAGACUUAACGAUGAUUCCUCAGAUAAGUGCGAUUAUGGACGUGACUGGCUCAUAUUUCACUGUGCUGCUCAUUGAACCCGCCACACACCUUUCUUUAGCUGAAAUAACAAAAACCAGCACACCUCUGGGGAUGGUGGUGAAUGUAACCUAAGUGUGUCUUCAUGCCAAAUUUCAGCCACACCCAGAGGGUGUCUUACGUGUUGUUGAGUUGAAUGUGUUUUCUCAGUCGCCAUCCACAAGGGGAGGAAUAAAAGGCACACCUGGCCCUCAUUCCUUGCGAGGCUGCCGUUUGUGUUGGAAUGCCGGGCAGUUCAGUCUAGAGAACGGCACCCGCCAUGUGGCUGUCUGCACGUGGACUUGCUCUUGGGACGGUAUCGGCCCAAGAGGCACUCGGAGUUUGUAUGACUUGGCCCUGCCGUUGACAGCAUUGAAGUCGCGGGCACUCGAUUCUGUUUUGAUGCCGUUCACUGAGUCUCAUGAGACUCCUCCUCUGCCCUGUGUCCUGAGCUGGUGAGAGUGAAGGGAGAGCAGAGUCCAGACUAGCCCGUCUUCUGAGCAGAAACAGCCCUUUAGAGCAGCCAGAGUGAAGCCCAGUUUCACCCCAUCCCGAGACCCAAACAGAUGAGGCCAGGGUAGGUCUGUGCGGGUCAGGGUAGGGCACACCAGUCCUGGUCCCUGCCUUCUCUCUCAUGGCCUGCUUUCAAGGUCUGUGGGAACAAGGUGAUACCAUCAGGCUGGGGUAACACAAAAUUACGUUGGGGAUUUGGGUCUACCUUCUCCCUUCCCAGAGUCCUCAAGGGACCACCAGGUGGAACACGCCUGCUAACCCACUCACUGACUCUGGUCUCUUCUCCCGACGGCAUCUCCCUCAAGUUUGCCUGCCACCCUCUGGGCCACACCUACAGAUGGAGCUGGGUGUGUUGGAGCUGUUCACCUCCUUACGGUUUUGAAUUCAGUGAAUUUAAGGAACCUGAUUUUUCAUCAGCCCACCCAGUAGGUAGCCAGCUUUUUAGGUUGAGGGUACUUGGUCUCCCCAUGUUGCACAGAUCAGCACAGGGUUGUCUAUGUUAGAAAAGCUUUGGGGGAGGGGUGUUAUGGGGGUGUGACUGUUCUCUCAAUCAUACAUGUUUGAAAUGUUCUCUGGGUAUGACUCUAACCCUUUCUGUGUGGCAAAAAAAAAAAAAAAAAUGUUAUCCAGGUAGUUUUUACUACCAUAGAUAGCCUGUAAAUAAGUGCUUGGAAAAAAUAACUCUAACAAACCAGUAAGAUAUUUGUCUCAUUCAUAAACAUUGUGUAUUUAGCACUUGAAAAUCAACAAAUCCAGACUUUGGGACAUGCCACAGACUGUUAAAAGUCUAACUGUACUUUUUGAGAAUUUGUCAACACCUACUAAUAUGCCUUAUUCUUCAACUACUGUUUUUUAGAUUCUGGAUAGAAAAGAGUUUUUAGGGAUGUAAUCAGUUGUUCAGUUUAAACACUUGAGGCUUGACCUAGCCAGUCUUCAUUCCUCUUAAAGAAACAAGCCAGAAAGUGAGGUUCAUAAUUAGGGCUGCCUUUUGGGAAGAGAAAACUAAGUAUUGCUAUUGCCAAAUGAUAUUUUUUGAUAAUGUCAGGAAAUACAGGGACCACAAAACCUUUGUUGUUGUUGUUGUUUUCAAGUGUGAAAGAUGCAUUUAGUGCCUUUUGGCACAUUUUUUAUUGUAGAGGAUAUUAUGGUAUCAGCAUCGACAAAUCACAGAUACAAAGAACUCUAUAGAUGAUGACAAUAUUAAAGGUUUACCCCGAUUCUGUAGAACAGCUUUUUAAAAGAUACCGUGGGGGCCUCCGAGUAGCAUAUCUUACAUAGAAAUUCUCCACAGGUUGAAAUGCCAAAAAAACAAUGAACACAUGGUGUUGACUCACAUAAUUUAGUCCUUUGUCAUAGAGCUUUUACUAUUAAUAAAGCCAGCGACGGGGUAUCACACAAUGUACCUCCCCAGGCAGUGUGGCCCUCUCACCAGGCGAUUCUGGGCCCCCUGUAGGCCGGGUGUGAGCAGGUAACCCCUGCCAACACGGCUGUGUGACAGGCUGGCUCACAGUCUCAGACCAUCCCUCCAGUCACAGAUGAUGCUGGAAGGAGGGAAGGGGGAUCGCUUUUUCCCCAGUGGGGAAGUGAGGAGGAGAUAGUACACUGCAAACAAAAAUGUGACCCAGUGGGACGAAGGGAGGCCCGUGUCAAGUAACAAACCAGCAUCUCGGAACAGUCAGCGCCAUGCCCUGGGCACCCCGGGGGUUCGGUCCUGUCUUGUACCGCCCCGCCCUCUGUCCCCGUGUGCCUGUCCCCUGGAUGUCUGUGUGUCGAGGAUGUGUUCAGACAUGGGGUACAUCUGAUAUAUUCCCAUGAAAUAAACUGCCAGCAAACUUUCUAACUUUUAACUGUUGGGGGGCGGGGGAGGAAAAAAAACCAAACUUUUUGCUUAGGUCAUGUCCAAAUUAUUAACUGUUUAUUAUUUGAGAAAUCAUUCUUUACAUUUAAAUUUUUAAAAGAAAAUCCUUGAGGUAUUGAUGAAGUCCUCCGUGUAAAUGUGUUCUCUUCUAUCCAUGCUGCCAUUAAGCCAAAUCAGAAGCUGUGAAGAAAAAAAAAAUGUGCUUGAGAAUGUGUGUUGUAGAUGAGAAAGUGAUUUACAAGUCAAAGUCUUUGUUUCAUGAAGCUACCAAACUUUAAAAAGAAUGUCACCUUUUUUUGUUUGUUUUAUUACGGAACCCAGAGAUUAUAAGAAGAAAAAAAAUUCUUGUUGCAUUUUUGAUGCUGGCAUGAGGUUUUUGUCCACUUUUUUUCAUAUCUGUGUAAAAAAAAAAUUCUGUCCAUUGUUUAUUAUGGGAUUAGUAUUACAUUUCAAGGUAAAACAAAUGAAUUUGUAUUGCUUGAUAAAAACUAUUAGCUUGUAAAUUUUAAAAAGGUUUCUUUACCUCAAUUAACUUAAAGUAAUGGACCAAUAAACCUAUAAAAGAUGCUUUCUUUA
This is a messenger RNA of Odocoileus virginianus texanus, 7213 nucleotides long. The record is from RefSeq and is a predicted model, not a curated record. Lineage: Eukaryota; Metazoa; Chordata; Mammalia; Artiodactyla; Cervidae.